CCUGCGGACCAGAAGCGAAAACGCGGUCGUCCCUCGAACGCGUCCAAAGGAGCGCAGAAGGCAAACGGGGAAGCCGGGGCUGAAGAAGGAUCCAGCCCAAAUGACAAAGCCAAGAAGAAACGCGGCAGACCGCCGAAGGUCGCAGAGGCGCCUACUGAAGAUGCGACAGAGUCUGAAUUGGCCACGAAGAAGAAACGAGGACGUCCAUCUCUGAACAAAGAAUCUGUCGCAAAGGAGCCUAUCGAAGUCGCCAAGGACGAGCCCGCGCCUAAAAAACGAGGGCGAAAACCUAAGGAAAGGUCUGGCGACGCGGAAGAGCCGGUCCCCGAGGAAGUGGCCGAGGUUGAACCAGCGCCUAAAAGGAAACGCGGACGGCCAUCUUUGGGCGAGGAACAUGUCACAAAGGAUGUUGCUGAGACGGCCGAUAAAGGACUCGCGCCUAAAAAACGUGAGCGCAAACUGAAGGCCGUAAUGGAGGCUGAGGGCCCUCCGGCGGAAGAGGAACCUGCCGCCGGAAAGAAGAAGCGCGGUCGCCCUGCGAUUCAUCCCGGGCUGGAAGUCCAGGAGGCAUCGCAGUCGGAGCUAAAGGGGGUCCGCAGGCGGAAAGGGAGGCCGCCAUCCCCAACAGAAGAGGCAGCGGCAGUGAAGCCGACAAAGAAACGGCGGAAGCGGUCCUCUCAAGGUGAGGAAGAGGUUCCAGAACCAUCUCCGGAAACACAACGCCGCCGUCCGGGUCGUUCCCGAACCUCAGACGCAGCAUCAUCCACACAUGCCCCUGAAGACCAGGCCUCCAAGCCUCGCAAGUCCAAGAAGCGCCCGGCAGGAGACAACGACGCAACGGACCCAGUACCGGCAAAGAAACGCCGCCGCCGAACAUCUGAGGAGAUCCGACAGCAGCAGCAGCAGCAGCAGCAGCAGCAACAGCCCAGGGCUGAACCAGGAACGGUCCGUCCAACCCUGAAGUACCGUCACAUCGCUCCCCGCGCCCGCCAAAUCCCCCGCUCGACGAUCGAGGAGAACUGGUCACCCCUCGCGCCGCAAUCCCUCGCCCACGUCUCCAGCCUCCUCCGCCUCUCCGAGCGCCCCGUCCUGCAACGCCUCGCUGCCAACGAGAAACGCCGCGACCAGGCCGCCUCGGCCAUCCGCCUCGUCACGAGACGCCUCACAAAGAAGCUUUCCCGCGGCCUCCCCUUCCCCCCGGCCACCGCCCCUCCCACGGGAUCCAGAAGCUCAAAGAAGCAUGACGCUGACGGUGGCCGCACGGAGGAGCUCAACUUCGAGCGUGUCAUCGAGAAUGUCGCCGCGCUGGAGAAGCAGCUCGACCCGCUGCUGCACGCCAUCAAGCUCCUCAAGGCCGAGAAGGAGCGCGAUGAGAGGGCGCUGGAGGCAGACUACGAAAGCCUCACAACGCUCGAGGCCAACGCAAGGUCUGAGGCCAGGAACUUCAAGGACAACCUCCGCAAGACGCACGUCCUCGUCCCCGAGAAAAGGGGGACUGCAGGGACCGCCGGCCGCGACGCCGGCGGGAACGAGCACGACUUCAAGUUCGACCUCGAAGACGACGAGCUGCGCGGACUGGCGGGCCAGGUCGGCAGCCACAUGGAGAGCAUGCGCAACAACUUGCAGCAGAUCGACGGAGUAUUGCCGCAGAUCGUCCGGACCAGGGCCGCCCUGCAGAACGUCCUGUUCAAACAGCUCGAUCAGCAGAACUACGAAAACGUCCUGUUUGGCUAG
Colletotrichum navitas is the source of this 1734-nucleotide messenger RNA. RefSeq names its product CENP-Q, a CENPA-CAD centromere complex subunit-domain-containing protein. The record is from RefSeq and is a predicted model, not a curated record. The annotation marks the transcript as partial. Gene Ontology annotation, molecular function: DNA binding. The transcript is spliced from 3 exons. NCBI's taxonomy places the organism in Eukaryota, Fungi, Ascomycota, Sordariomycetes, Glomerellales, Glomerellaceae.